Messenger RNA from Camelina sativa (false flax), 1944 nucleotides. RefSeq names its product rsm22-cox11 tandem fusion protein 2, mitochondrial-like. NCBI's taxonomy places the organism in Eukaryota, Viridiplantae, Streptophyta, Magnoliopsida, Brassicales, Brassicaceae. Gene Ontology annotation, molecular function: methyltransferase activity; structural constituent of ribosome. Gene Ontology annotation, biological process: translation. The record is from RefSeq and is a predicted model, not a curated record. Gene Ontology annotation, cellular component: mitochondrial small ribosomal subunit.
GGCUAAAACCUCGGAGGCAACUUGCUGCAAUUCAGAUCAGAGCUCCGGCGAAGAUGGCAGCGAAUGUCCCGAAAGUCUUCACUGUGGAAACCCUAAGGUCUGCAGCGAAGCAGUCUCUCCGCCUACUCGUCGUCCCCGUCCGUCUCCGGCGGGCAAUCAAGAAAUAUCUCCGCGAGGAAGAUGAUCCGCACAUUAGGAAGAAGGUUCGGCAGCUGUCGGAAUCAUUCCAAGAGAUAAAGGACACGAAUCUGCAGUUACCUGAAAGCACGGCGAAGAGUCUAGCUGAUUGUAUGAACUCGGUGGAGACGAAGCGGUGGAAGAUACAGACCGUUUAUGGAGAUAGUGGUCUGCAGUACAGGGACGGUGAGACUGCUGCUUACAUUGCUUCUCGUAUGCCCGCUGUUUUCUCCGUCUGCUACAGAGUACUCAUUGAGAUUCGUCGAAGAAUACCGGAUUUUAGGCCUACAAGAGUGCUGGAUUUUGGUGCUGGCACUGGUUCAGGUUUCUGGGCGGUUCAAGAGGUUUGGCCAAAGUCUGUGGAGAGAGUAAACAUAGUUGAACCAUCUCAGUCAAUGCAGCGUGCAGGACGUAACUUGAUUCAGGGCCUCAAGGAUUUGCCUCUCAUCCAUGGGUAUACUAGCCUGCUAGCGCUUAGUAAAGAGAUCAACAAACAGUGUAAAGAGAUCAACGAAAAGUCCCAGAGGAAACAUGAUCUUGUCAUUGCUUCCUAUGUGUUAGGGGAGAUACCAUCUCUCAAAGACAGGAUUACUGUGGUUCGCCAGCUCUGGGACCUUACAGAUGAUCUCUUGGUUUUGGUUGAACCAGGAACGCCACACGGUGCUAAUAUUAUAUCUCAGAUGCGGUCACAUAUACUGUGGAUGGAGAAGAGGAAACUACGUAAACUGGAAAAUAAAAUGAAGAAAGCUGGAGCUGAGAAGGCAGUGCUCGAUCUCAAAUCUGGUGCGCAUAUUGUUGCUCCAUGCCCUCAUGAUGGAAAGUGCCCGCUUGAAAACACUGGAAAGUACUGCCAUUUUGUUCAGCGGUUGCAGAGAACUUCAUCUCAGCGUUCCUACAAGCGUACAAAAGGUGUUCCCCUACGCGGGUUCGAGGAUGAGAAGUUUUCUUUUGUAGUUUUCAGGAGAGGGCAGCGCCCACGGGAGUUGUGGCCUCUUGAUGGUAUGAAGUUGGAGACAUUAAAGGAGAGACGCUCAAAUAAGAAACCUGAGGAUCUAGAGAUUGACUAUGAGGACUUUAUCAAAUCACAGGUGGUUGAAGUGCCUUACAUUAAUCCAAGAGCAUAUGACUCUGAUACCAUGGAUGAGGAGGAAGAACAAGAAGACGGUGAAGGUACUGAUGAGGAUGUGGAAGACACAACUGACACAACUGAAGAGGGAGACCAAGAGGAAGAGGAGAGUGAGAGAGCGUGUGUGGGAGGCGGAUGGGGAAGAAUCAUUUUCCCUCCAUUCCGCAAAGGGAAACAAGUGACGUUGGAUAUGUGUGUGCCAACCAAAGAGGACGGUUCAGAGGGAGCAUUUGAAAGGAGAGUGAUAACAAAAAGCAAGAACCCGGACCUUCAUUUGCAAGCCAAGAAAUCCUUUUGGGGAGACUUAUGGCCUCUCACGACUCAACAAGAAAGUGGGAAAGAGAAGCAAGUUGAUGCUGAGUGGUGUCGCCCAGAUCAAGACCAGAAAUGGGGAGCCUGGCCUUAGCUAUAGCCUUAGCGUAAGUGUUAAGGAUUCAUCAUCAUCCAUAUACAAUUCUGAGUUGGGCAAGUGGUAAAAUAGUUUUCCAUGGAGAGACACUGGAGAUCUGUAGUUACAAUUAUAAUGAUUUUGGAAAACUGUAAUAACACUUUCUGGCCUAGGGCACAACAACACAUAAUCACACCGGCCUUCUAAUUGCCAAUAACAUCUUCUGUUGUGUAAUGUGUAUACAUAUUAUACU